CCCAGGCUGUGCUGAGGCAAGGGACGGCGGUUGCCGUUGGGCUGUUCAGGAAGGACGCUAACGUUUUCACCCAGGGUUCUUGGAGAGGUUGCCCUGGACCUCGGGUGUCCGCCAAGUGCUCGCGCUGACUCCGGGUCGCACCCUCGAGUCCCGGCAGAAAAUAAAAUAAGUAUUAACAUGGAAGAUAGUUUCAACACCAGGUCAUCAUCAUCUACCUUCAUUCUUCAGAGUUCUUCAGAGACAAUGGCUUCUAUUCAGCUCCUGGAUUUCAGAACAAGUUUACUUGAAGCACUAGAAGAGCUGCGUAUGAGAAGGGAAGCAGAGACUCAAUAUGAAGAGCAGAUUGCUAAAAUUAUUACAGAGACACAAGAACUGAAAUGGCAAAAGGAGACUCUUCAGAAUCAAAAGGAGGCAUUAAUAAAGGAGCAUAAAGAAGCAAUGGGAGUUUUUAAGAACCAGCUGCAAAUGAAGAUGUAUGCCUUGGAAGAAGAAAAGGGAAAAUACAAACUUGCUUCAGAAAUCAAAGAAAAAGAAAUUGAAGGAUUGAAGGAAACAUUAAAAACAUUGCAGGUUUCUCAAUAUUCUUUACAGAAGAAAAUAAGCGAAAUGGAACAAAAGGCCCAUUUACACCAUCUAGCUAAAGAAGAUUAUCACAAGCAACUGAAUGAAAUUGAAAAAUACUAUGUUGCAAUAACAAAUCAGUUUGGAGUGGUGAGAGAGAAUCAUGUCAAGUUAGAACAAAAUGUACAAGAAGCAAUACAGUUAAACAAAAGACUUUCCAACCUAAAUGAAAAACAAGAAUCUGAAAUAGACAGUUUAAAGAAGGAACUAAAAAAAGUAGCUUCAGAGUUGAUUAAGUCCAAGGUCAUAUGCCAGCAUAAGAUGGAAGAAGAAAGUAUCAAUCUGAUAAUUAAAGAACAAAAAUAUGAAGAGCUUCAAGAAAGACUCGACAUGGAAUUGGAAUUAAAUAAGAAAAUUAAUGAAGAGAUUACCCAUAUUCAAGAAGAAAAACAGGAUAUCAUCAUUUCUUUUCAACACAUGCAGCAAUUACUUCAGCAACAAACUCAAGCUAAUACUGAAAUCAAUGCGGAAUUGAAGGUGCUAAAAGGAAAUAAUCAGACCCUUGAAAGAGAUAAUGAGGUGCAAAGGGAGAAGGUAAAAGAAAAUGAAGAAAAGUUCCUUGAUCUUCAGAACGAGCAUGAAAAAGCACUAGGGACUUGGAAGAGACGUGUUGAAGAACUUACUGGAGAAAUUAAUGAGGUUAAAAGUGAGUUGUCAUUACUUAAGGAAACUCAUGUUAAAUUGCAAGAACAUUACAAGAAAUUAUAUGAUCAGAAGAAAAAUGAAGAAUGCAAGAAGUUUCAGAAUGUUCCAGAACUAAAUAAUGAAAAUAGUGACAAACUAUCCAGUAAGAAACCAGAAGACACUAGCACACAAAAAUACAAUCCUGGUCAAGAAAUAUGGGGGAAAAAUACAAAGAGUUUUUGUUCAGAUCCUGAUUACUACAGAGAAAAGGGAAAAAUGGAAGACCUGCCUGUAGAAGAAGCCGCAGAAGAUUUACAGCCUUUUGAAAUUAGUGCCAAAAGCAAAACUACUACUGUGGUAUCUCAAGAUGGACACCAAAGUGGAAUGUCCCCAAGCAAAGGGCUUUGCCUAGAUAAAGAUGUAACUGAUCAAGAACAAACCUUGACUGUUAUUGACUGUAGAAAAUCAGUUACUCUAGAAGUAAAAGACAAGGUGUGCUUGGAGAAAGACAAUGGAUGUUCAGAAUUUAAAUCCCUGGACAAUUCCUUUUUAGUAGUAGAUGAAUCACUAGAAACAGAGAAGAUAUGCCUAGAAGGAAUUGAUGGAUUAGGCCUUCUCCACAGUGGUGUAGAUGUCCCUCUGGAGACGCGAAGUAACAAAGCACCCCUUAAUGGCAUUUCAAAUGAGAUGGCCCACAAAAGAAACUGUAACACAGAUGUUUCUGAAAGCAAGCCAUUCAAACAGCAAUUCAAAUUGCUUCCGGCAGAUCUGGAAAAUGCUACAGAGAAGGAAAUUACAAAUCAUGACCAAACCAAAGCAGGAUUAGAUUCAUUUCUAGAUAUAAAACUAAAUCUUGAUCAGCGUAAGAAACAUGGCUCACAGGAUUCAAGUAGUGUUAUGUUAGAUGAUAAGUACCAAAAAAUAAAGCAAACCUUAGGUGGAGGGAGUGAGUGCAGCAUAGUACCCUUUUCAUGUUAUCAGCAAGCUAGCACAGCUGCCCAGAAGCCUGAAGCAACGGUUGCCUGUGCUAUGGUGAUCAGCCCGCCCUGUCCAUCCACUCUCUCUGCUGACACUUUAAAAGGACUUAAGAAUUCAGAAAACAAUAUGAAUACUAUGCCAACAUUGGUGAAAUCUGCCUCAAGUCCUGAAGAAAGAGCUAUAAGAAAAACUAUGAAUAGCAUACAAGACAGUCCUAAGAACCAUUUGGGAUCUUCAGAAAGCAGUGUGACCCUCUCCAGCUUUCAGGAUAACCAAGGGGACAGUCAUGCUUCACAAGCCAAAGAUUUAAAGUCUGUAGCUCCCAUGACAACUUCCACAGAAAAACAGCUUUCCAGUGAGAAGCAGAUAACUGAAACUACAAAAAGUGGUCUCUUUUCCUUGGUGGAUGUUAAGGAAAGACAGUGCAUGUUGCUAAAUAAUAGAGAGAAAGCAGAGGCAUCACAUGACAUCCUGUCAGAAGGAACAUUCAGUGAAGGUCAGUUGGAAGAAUCACAUUUGUCUCAUGUAACACCAUCUGCAGAUUCAGUAAACACAAGUGCAAGGUCGGCCUUUGAACUUCCCACUUCAGAUAAAAAACUCAAGAAAAGUCCAGGAUAUAUGAAGUUUGUAGCCCCGAGUUCUUGGUCAAAAAUAAAUCCAAUUAAAACAGUGGUUACUUCACCUUCCAGCUUUCCUUUGUUGCUGAAGGAGAGACCAGUAGGUCCAGAAAGCAAAGUGAUUACUCAAGUGACUUUUUGUGAAAAUGUUGGUCUGGAUGACACCAGAAAAAAAAUUGAGCCAGAUCCUACCAGCAUUAGCAGAGCUGCUGACACUGUGAGUAACUGGUGUAUCCAUCUAGGCCCCACGGGACAGCCCAGUGAAGAGAGGAAUGCAACCGCAAAGACGUUUUAUGAUUCUCCUUUUCCCACAGAACAUGUGAAAGCAGAGCCUCGGAUUUCAACUGUGCAACAAAGGCAUUCCCAGGCAAAGGAGGUUACAGACACUCUUGAUCUACUUGCCCUUUCUCCUGGAAACACUGACUGGCAGAGCCUUAUGAUAAACCGACUAACUGAAAUCGAAAAGUUACUAAGCUUAGAAAAUGACAACCAGCCCAAAAAAAGAAAAGCAGAAGAAAUGCUGGAAAAAAUAAGCGACUAAAUGUUGAUCAAUGCAUUCAGUAAUCAAACUGGUGUGCUCGCGUGAAAGAUUGUUCAUGUACAUUUCACAGCUAGCUUCUCCUAGUGUUACGAAGACCCACCCCAUCAUGUAUCUGCAGAGCUUGCUAUUAGCAUCCAGGCCCUUUUAAAUUUUAUCUCCCUUAUAUAUUCCCUUCAAAGUACUGUUUGUUAAGUUCCUUUCUUUACAGGAAAAUAUUAUGAUUUAAGACAAACUGGCCCCUUUUAAACACUGUUUUCUAGAGUUUGUGAUAUUCCUUAAAACUGAGAAAAUAAAUAGCCAGACUAGUCAAAUUUUAGUUGAUAAUGUUUUACUAUGACGUAGAACAUUUUUUCCUCAAAGAAUGAACAAAAUUAUUUGCAUAAAAAUUCAGGUAUCUGAAAGACUCAACAGGCUAUUUUUCACUUUGUUCAGGUUCUGUUUCCAGGCGUUCAGAGUGUCGUACAGCUGUUGCCAUUGCUGUUUCCCGAACGUCCGAUGUGUGCUGUGACUACAAAUUAAGAACAAAGUAUUAGUCAAUCUUUUAACUGUUGAGAGGUCAUUCAAAACACCACACAGUUGAAUCUUUCUCAAAUCAAAAAUCAAUUAAAGUUAAAGGAGAAUUUAAGCAUUAGGUGUUUAUUUUUAGAAACUCUUUUACCAUAUUGAUCCUCAACAACUAUAAAGCAGAUACUAAGUCAUUAGUAUUCUAGCCAGUGCUUAGCCAUUAAAUGAAAUGUGCUGGAAAAUAGGACUCUUUCAUUAAAUAAGCUAAUCACAUUCAGUCUGAACCUUAAUAAAAUUAUGAUAAACAGCCACUGUUUAACUACAGCCAACUGGUAAGGACACUACCUUGGUUCUCUAAACAUUUAAGUGAAAUAAUCGGAACAAACUAAAUUGUCCUACAGAAGGAAGCAAAGUAUUAGUUCUUACCUGACAACUACUUUUCUCUGGGUCUGGUCAAUUUUGCAGUAGACCAUUUUAGUUCUUACAGCUGAAAGAGAUUUUUACAUGUUAGUUAUAUAGAUUUCUAACGAAAAACAGCUAAGGUAUGAUCAACUGGCCAGAAUAAAACUCUACAUUUGUAGAUAACAUUAUUUUAAAAAAUCAGCUCUUUGAAUCUAAUACAGAAAAUGUAACCAGGAGGAAGGCUAUGUGGUGUCUGAUGAAUGCUGGAGCAAACUAUUCAGUGUUAAAAUGUUUUUACUGAAAACUCUAGUUCAAAAGGCAGGUAUAGUGGCUCACACUUACAGUCUCAGCCCAUAGGAAACUGAGAUAGGAGAGUUGUCUUGAGUUUAAGGCCAGCCUGGGCCACAGUUCUGGCCCUGUCAAAACAAAGAAUUCUAUUUUGUUCUACAAUUACUCAUGGGGAGGAUUAGCUUUCAACUAAGGUAUUACUUCUUUAGAUGACUACUGGAGACUUAGAUUAUUAGAAACCAAGGCAACAGUUGUACACAUUUUUUUAACUGUACAAUCUUUCCAAUUUGCAAAAUUAAAAAGCUUGGAAAAAUA
Messenger RNA from Onychomys torridus (southern grasshopper mouse), 4890 nucleotides. It is a transcript of the gene Ccdc73, whose product is annotated as coiled-coil domain containing 73. The transcript is spliced from 18 exons. The record is from RefSeq and is a predicted model, not a curated record. Lineage: Eukaryota; Metazoa; Chordata; Mammalia; Rodentia; Cricetidae. Bases 178 to 3381 code for a protein of 1067 amino acids.